AGUGAAACAUAUUUACAACUUUUAUGACAUGUAGCUAGCCAGUAUUAGGAAAGUUGUAAGAAUUUACGAGUUGUCGCAUAUUCCAUUAUUAGACUGUGACUAAUUGAAUGCAUGUAAUAAGGCAGUACCCACGUGGUAUCACAUGAGCUGGAGACUGCAGAUUCUUUUGUUCAAAAUCAAUCAAAAAACGAGGAAGACGGACAGACACGAGCUGCGGAAUCAGGAAACCCUUCUGCAAGUUUGCUUAAUUCAUAGUCAGCGAAGAAAGGGAAGAUUACCAGACAGAAACCAAAAGAUACUGUAUCUCUACAAACAUGCCACGCAAGAAGGUAACAGAAGUGUCUGGGAAUGGUGGGAUCAAAAGGAAAAGGGCAGGAAGUAAAAAGAAGGAAAGAGAGUUCAGCAGUGACGAUGAGUUUGAUGAUUAUGAAGAACAGGAGAACACAAAGAAACCUGGUAAGCCUGCUGCUAAGUCAGGCCUUCAACCAGUCACUGUAUCUGACGACAUCAAGGAAAAAAUAAAACUUGAAUUACCUAAAGUCAAAGGCCAACUGCUCAUAUUUGGAGCCACCAACUGGGAUCUCAUCGGAAGGAAAGAGGUGCCCAAAGCACAAGCGGCAUUCAGGAACCUCGGCCAGAACCUUUGGGGUCCUCACCGCUACGGCAGCCUGAAUGACGUCCAGGUCAGCUGCGUGGUGUCUGGUCCCUGUGCUGCCCACAGCCUCCUGAUCACCACCGAGGGCAAGCUCUGGAGCUGGGGUCGAAAUGAAAAGGGUCAGCUUGGUCAUGGGGACACCAAGCGCCUGGAGGCUCCUAAACUGAUUGAGACCCUCGCUGACGAAGUGGUGGUUGCUGCAGCCUGCGGACGCAACCACACCCUGGCAUUGACAGAAAGUGGCACCGCCUACUCGUUUGGAGAGAACAAACUGGGCCAGCUUGGCCAGGGAAACCAAACGGAUGCAGUCCUCAGUCCCGCCCCGAUCCAGUACAACGGGCAGCCCUUGGUUAAGGUUGCAUGUGGGGCAGAGUUCAGCAUGGUGGUGGACUGCAAAGGGAACCUCUACUCGUUUGGCUGCCCAGAGUACGGCCAGCUAGGACACAACUCUGAUGGGAAGUUCAUUGCCCGCGCCCAGCGCAUUGAGUUUGACUGUGAAACCAUUGCACGUCGUGUAGCCAUUUUCAUUGAAAAGAGUAAGGACGGCCAGAUGACACCUGUACCCAACGUGGUGGUCCGAGACGUUGCCUGCGGAGGCAAUCACACGUUGAUACUGGACUCCCAGAAGCGUGUGUUUUCCUGGGGCUUCGGAGGCUACGGACGGCUGGGUCACACGGAGCAGAAGGACGAGAUGGUGCCAAGGCUGGUGAAGCUCUUUGACUUUCCUGGACGCGGGGCAUCCCAAAUCUACUCAGGCUAUCAGUGCUCCUUCGCUGUUAAUGAGAUGGGAGCGCUGUUUUUCUGGGGGGUCACAAACACCUCGCGGGAGUCUACCAUGUACCCCAAGGCUGUGCAGGACCUAUGCGGCUGGAAGAUCCGCAGUCUGGCGUGCGGGAAAAGCAGUAUCGUUAUUGCUGCAGACGACAGCACAAUCAGCUGGGGACCCUCCCCCACUUUUGGCGAAUUGGGGUACGGUGACAACAAGGCCAAGUCCUCAACUACUGCUCAGGAGGUUAAGACUCUGGACGGAGUUUAUGCUGAACAGGUGGUGAUGGGAUAUGCACACUCACUGGUUAUUGCCAGGCAGGAUACUCCACAGGAAAAAGAGAAACUCAAAAAGCUGCCUGAGUACAACCCACGCACGCUCUGAGAGCACCGUCCUGCCACCUCUCACUUUUGUUUUUUGGGGGCAGGGGAGAGGGGGUUCACUUCAGAGGCAAUUUAUUCUCCAGAAUUGUCCUGCCCUCAAGGUCGUCUGUGUAAGUCAUGAUUGGGUAGGGAGGGCUCACAUGAGUGUGUAGGCAUACGUCUUGAAAAACGCCCAGGCUAGGCGUACCUAGGUUCUGAUUUUAAAUCUGACUGAAACAUAUCCACUUUGAACAUUUUGUCCUGCUCUCACAACACUUAUCUCGACGUGCUGGUGAGGGAGGAACUCAACCACUUGUCUCUCCAAGCAUGAUAUUCCUCUGAGACCUACUCCUACUCAUUCCCCAUGCAAGUCCACUGAAGCAUUCACUCUGUUUUCAUCAAGUCUUCAUCAGUGUCGUCCUCCUCUGUAAAAUAACGGGUGCUAUUUCAGAAGUCCUCUUUGGCCUGAUUCAUUCUUAACGGAGGGAUCACUUUAAGACCAAACGCUCCAUGUCUGUGCCUUUUGAAACUUUUGGGAUAUGGAGUAAAUUAAGCUUGUUUUUUGUUGUUUUUUUUUUGUUCCCAAAGACAAAUUGCUAAAUUUAGUUUAAACUUUGAAGUCCAUGGCAGUAUUGCUGUUAGUGUCUGUGUGACCACUGUGCACUGUCAGUAGAACACAAUCAGGAUCUGAGACAUUGUGCCACCCCCAGGUUCAUGCUCUCUGGCCAUUGACUUCUGUUACAUUCCUUGGUUUCCUGUCUCGUCACCUGUGAUUCUGUGUUGGCAUUGGAGAUGUGUAACGUCCUCAGUGGCCAGUUUCUGCUUUUCAUUCUUGCCUUUUUUUUUCAGUGACUCUUCAGCCUGGGAAACCAGGUUUGGGCACUGUGCACUCUUGGCAAUGAAAACCAGCAGGAAUCAAGUUUGCAAAACUUUGGUUGUUCACCUGUUUUAAUGAAUGGUCAACAGGGUAUACACUCAGUGAAUAUCCAGAUUUUUAAAUCAAGACAGGUUGUUUUUUCUAAAUCUUUUAGUCUGUAUAUUGCAACAAAUUGUUUUGGUGGUGUUUGGUUGGGCUGAAAGGCCCAAAUCUUGUUUAAGUUCUGACUUUAUUUUAAUUUUUCAUGGAAAUGGCAAUAAAGGUUUAUGUAAAUUGGUU
Molecule: messenger RNA, 2939 nt
Organism: Esox lucius (northern pike)
Lineage: Eukaryota; Metazoa; Chordata; Actinopteri; Esociformes; Esocidae
Gene: rcc2
Product: regulator of chromosome condensation 2
Exons: 11
Coding region: 315-1805 (496 amino acids)
Source: RefSeq, a predicted model, not a curated record